Messenger RNA from Brassica oleracea var. oleracea, 1229 nucleotides. RefSeq names its product cell division cycle protein 123 homolog. NCBI's taxonomy places the organism in Eukaryota, Viridiplantae, Streptophyta, Magnoliopsida, Brassicales, Brassicaceae. The coding region runs from base 51 to 1043 and encodes 330 amino acids. Gene Ontology annotation, cellular component: cytoplasm. The transcript has a single exon. The record is from RefSeq and is a predicted model, not a curated record.
GCCUUUCUUCUCCGUCCAACCCUAAAACCUCCAUCGACGCCGGAGGUAAGAUGAAGGAAGAGGAAGUAAACCGGUGCCAGAUUCAGAACUGGUACCCGAAAUUCAAAUCCCUAACCAUCAAAACCAAACUCCACAAGCUUCCAGAGUCCUUCGUCAACUACCUCCUCGACGACUCCGGCCCUUUCCUCCUCCCUUCCUCCGUCACCAACGAGAACGCGAUGCCUAACAGAGUCCACAACCCCGAAGAAGAAGACGAAUCAUCAUCAUCAUCAUCAGACGACGAAACUGAUCCUCCCCCGCCGCCGCCGUCGUUCCCGGAGCUCGAAAUCGAGAUCAAGGACUCAAUCGAAGCCCUAGGCGGAUCGAUCUUCCCGAAGCUGAACUGGAGCGCGCCGAAGGACGCGGCGUGGAUAAGCCCCUCGCAGAGUCUCAGCUGCUCUUGCUUCAGCGAGAUCGCUCUCCUGCUCCGCUCCUCGGACUCGAUCCUCCACGACCUCUGCGAGGCGUACGAUUCCUGCAGCGAUAAUAAAGCCGCCUCCUCGAGGAGGAGGCCGGAGAGCUUCUUCCUCGCGCUGCGGAAGUGGUACCCUUCUUUAAAGCCGGAGAUGGAGUUUCGAUGCUUCGUGAAAGGGAACGAGCUCGUUGGGGUUUGCCAGCGUGAAGUGACGACGUUUUACCCUGUGGUUGUUAGCGAGAAGGAGGUUCUCAAGGGGUUGAUUGAGGAGUUUUUUGAUGUGAACGUGAGGAGUGUGUUUGAGUUGGAGGAUUAUGUGUUUGAUGUUUAUGUGACGAAGGAGAGGAGGGUUAAGGUUGUGGAUUUUAAUACGUGGUGCGGGUCGACGUUGCCGUUGAUGUUUAGUUGGGAGGAGCUUGAGGGGUUUAGGGUUGGUGGUGAGUUGGAGUUGAGGAUUGUUGAGAGCCGGCGCGGUGUGCUUCCGGGUUUGAAGACGGCGGUGCCUUAUGAUUAUAUUGAUGUGAGUAGUGGUAGUGGGUGGGAUCAGGUUCUUAAGAAGGCGGAAGAGGAGCUUCGGAAUGAGAAUUAGAGGUCCGAUGAAGUUGCUUGAGCUUCUUCUUCUUCUUUAAAGUGUUGUCCCAAAGUUAUUGAUGAUGUUUGUGUCUCUUUGUUACUGUUUCGUCUUUGUCUUUCGUUGUGCAAAGUGAAUUAUGCUUAGAAUUGCUCUGGUUGGGUUUCUCAUUCUCAAAUUUAGAGCAACCGAAUCGAUCGAACU